AUGACGCCCAUGUGGCUGUGCUGGGCCCUGUGGGCGCUGCCCCUGACCGGCCCCGGAGCUGCCCUGAGCGGGGAGCGGAUCCUGGGAGGCCUGCUGCGCCAGCUGCACCUCAGCCAGGUGCCUGUCCUGGAUGAGGGCGACGUGGAGGCACUGGUCACCCCUGCCCAUGUGACGGCCCAGUACGUGGCCCUGCUGCGGCGCAGCCAUGGGGCCCACUCCCGAGGGAAGAGGUUCAGCCAGAGAUUCCGAGAGGUGGCCGGCAGGUGGCUGGCGACAGAGGCCUCCACGCACCUGCUGGUGUUUGGCAUGGAGCAGCGGUUGCCCCCCAACAGUGAGUUGCUGCGGGCGGUGCUGCGCCUCUUCCAGGAGCCGGUACCCAGGGCGGCGCUCCGCAGGCUCCAGCGGCUGUCCCCGCACAGCGCCCGCGCCCGCGUCACCAUCGAGUGGCUGCAAGUCCGAGACCACGGCCCCAACCGCACCUCCCUGGUGGACUCCAGGCUGGUGUCCCUCCACGAGAGCGGCUGGAAGGCCUUUGACGUGACGGAGGCCGUGACCUUCUGGCAGCAGCUGAGCCGGCCUCGGCAGCCCCUGCUCCUGCAGGUGUCGGUGCAGAGGGAGCACCUGGGCCCGCCGGCCUCCGGUGCCCACAGGCUGGUGCGCUUUGCCUCCCAGGGGCCCACGGGCGCCGGGCAGGGGGAGCCCCGGCUGGAGCUGCACACCCUGGACCUGGGGACCUACGGAGCUCAGGGCGACUGUGACCCCGAGGUGCCGGUGACGCAGGCUGCCCGCUGCUGCCGCCAGGAGGUGUACAUUGACCUGCGGGGGAUGAAGUGGGCCGAGAACUGGGUCCUGGAGCCCCCCGGGUUCCUGGCCUACGAGUGUGUGGGCACCUGUCAGCAGCCCCCGCGGCCCCUGCCCUUCGAGUGGCCACUCCUGGGGCCACGGCAGUGCGUCCCCUCGGAGACGACAUCGCUGCCCAUGAUCGUCACUGUCAAGGAGGGAGGCAGGCCCAGGCCCCGGGUGGUCAGCCUGCCCAACAUGAGGGUGCAGAAGUGUAGCUGCUCCUGGGACGGGAUGCCCGUGCCAAGGAAGCUGGAGCCUUAG
This is a messenger RNA of Nyctereutes procyonoides (raccoon dog), 1104 nucleotides long. Its product is annotated as left-right determination factor 1-like. The transcript is spliced from 4 exons. Gene Ontology annotation, cellular component: extracellular region. NCBI's taxonomy places the organism in Eukaryota, Metazoa, Chordata, Mammalia, Carnivora, Canidae. The coding region runs from base 1 to 1104 and encodes 367 amino acids. Gene Ontology annotation, biological process: SMAD protein signal transduction; BMP signaling pathway. The record is from RefSeq and is a predicted model, not a curated record. Gene Ontology annotation, molecular function: cytokine activity; growth factor activity; transforming growth factor beta receptor binding.